Molecule: messenger RNA, 1755 nt
Organism: Saccoglossus kowalevskii
Lineage: Eukaryota; Metazoa; Hemichordata; Enteropneusta; Harrimaniidae
Product: WD repeat-containing protein 97-like
Molecular function (GO): protein binding
Source: RefSeq, a predicted model, not a curated record
GGGGGAUAACUGUCACUUUUUUGGCAAAGUGUAUCACUGCAAUUCUCAGUCAUGAGUUUGGAAGAGGUUCGUCAUAUUUUGGAUCCUAAUAAAAGGAGGCCUGGCCAGAGAAGUGAUGAGACCAAAGCUCAGUAUUUCUGGAGAAAACUUCGACAGUGUGUGAGGCCCACAGUGAAGAAUGUCUACAAAGCUGACCUGAAAAGUGUUGUCAUUGGUCAUGGAGUAUACCACAUGAGGAAAGUCAAUCACACCGAGGAGAUCACUGAAGUAUUAUUUCAGAAAGAAGAGAAAGAAUAUCUUACCAUUACCAAAAGUGGUAUUAAUGUAUUUCAUAUAGAUGGACGAAAAAAAGAUUUCAUCCAACCUGAGCAGGAGUUUGACAGACUGGUCUACGCCCAGGAGGUCAAUGAAUUUAUUGGUUGGUGUUGGGGCGGAGAGGAACUUCUAUUACUUUCAGAAGAUUUUGAACUUAUUUCUAUUGGCAAAGUACCACACAAGAUAUACGCUGUUGUUUACAAUGAGCUUUGCAAUGAAAUUGUCACUACUGGUGAAGGUAAUGUCACGUCCUGGAGCUUUCGAUACGCUGCAAAGCAUGUGAUACCGAGAAAGAUGGCCAAAGCAGGACUAACACCACAGGAUAUAUUCACAUUGUUAUGUCUGGAGGAAACUGCCAGUAGAUCACAGAGAGCAUUUGCUGUGUGUGAUACCUCAGUGGCAGUGUUUAACCUCCAUCAAGGAAAACUUAUUUCAUACAAGAAAGAUUUGCAUGUCAGAAGCAUCACAAGCUUAUUAUUCUUCAAUCCAUUGAAGAAUCUGAUCACUGCAGCACGUGACGGGUCUAUCAAGAUGUGGGAUGAAUCAUGGCAUCUGAAACUGGUGUUUGUCGGACACAGUGGUGCCAUUUCCAGUCUGUCUGUGUAUCCAUAUGGUCCAUACAUCAUGUCGGCAUCACAUGAUUGCACUGUUAGGGUAUGGAGUCUGGAAACAUGUGAUGAAGUGGACUUGAUAGAAGCAGAUGAGCCGAUAGAUGGCUUAGGUACUGUCUUACAAGCAGAUAAUGUACAUAGUUUCUCUACAUUCGCUGUAGAUCUGUGGAGAAUACGAGAUAUACACACAAUGCAUACUGCUGUAGGACAUAAGGUGGAUAGAAUUAAACUAACUGAAAGACCAGAGUAUGAGUUCCCACCACGUGCUUUGUUAAUUAGUCGAGAUGCUACAGCACGAAUCAUAUCACCUGCCAACGGUAAUGUUAUCACCUCAUUGAUUAUCAACCCAAGAAUUGGAAUCAAAGAUGCCAUAUACGCACAGGCAGAAGAUACGGUGUUUGCUGCCCUGAAGAAUGGUGAUAUGGUGAGGGCUAGUGCUAAAACUAAUCCUUGUACCAUCCAACACACAUGGAAAGGCAGUGAGAAAGAUGAAAAGAAACAUAUGAACUGUCUGUGUCUGUAUGAAUACAUAGUAGAAAGCACUAUGUCUGAGGAUGUGUGGAAAGGAUUGAUGAGGAGCAGUAAAGCGGCCAUUAGUUCAUCCGGUAAACCGCAACUAAGAGGAUCGGACCGGACGCUGGUGAUUGGUGGGCGAAAAGAUGGAUAUAUAGCGGUACUACAUUGGAAAACUAUGAAAGUUGCGUAUAAAAUAGAGGCCCAUGGUUAUAAAGGUGUUAUUGGUCUAAUUGCUAAUUCCAAAGACGAUCAGUUGAUAUCAGCUGGAUUAGGUGCUAGUGUUAACAAAGCAUAUUAUGGAAACUGUUUUUGA